AUGGUCUCCAUAACCAUCUUGCUGCAAAUGAUCCUGGAGGUGUUGCACAUGAUGAUCAGCAGCACAGAAGCUUUGAUUGAGGUGCUUACACAGUACCUUCAUCUUUCUAGGAGGAGGAGGGAGAGGAGGAGGAGAACAGACCUGCAGGCUUUGAGCCAUGCACCCUCCAGGUACAACCGGAGGGCAUCCAUCAGGGCAUGGGCUCCAGUCAUUGCUGCCCAUACAGUCCCACGACGCUGGUGGGUGAAAGACAGGAGUGAGGACUGGUGGGACAACACGGUGAUGGCCACAUGGAUCGAUGAGGACUGGCUCAAGAAUUUCAGGAUGUCCAGGGCAACCUUCUUUGAGCUAGCUGGCACCCUGAGGCACCGUCUGGAGCGGCAGAACACACGGAUUAGGCCAUCCAUUCCGGUGGAGAAAAGACUGGCCAUCACCCUGUGGUACCUGGCAAACCAGGAAUAUUUCCGGAACCUCAGGCAUCAGUUCGGGGUGGGCCUGUCAACGGCGUUUAUUAUCAUGAAGGAGGGGUGCCGAGCAAUUCUAGAGGAGCUGUUCAAAAAGAAGGUCUGCCUUCCAAAUGAAGUUGGAUCAAUAAUGGAUGGAUUCGCCAGGAUGGGCUUUCCAAACUGCAUCGGUGCACUGGAUGGGAGCCACAUACCAGUUGCUCCCCCGGCUCAACGGGCACACAUAUAUAAAAACAGAAAAGGUGGUCACUCCAUCCUUCUGCAGGGAGCUGUGGACCACAGAGGUCGAUUCAUUGAUGCGGAGAUUGGCAAGUCUGGCAGGAACCAUGACUCCAGCGUUUUCCGUUCUUCUAAACUUUGCAGGGCAAUGGAUGGUGGGGUGUUUGUCCCUGGGAACCCCACCAUCACUGUGAAUGGUGUAACAAUCCCUCCUCUGAUGUUGGCCGAUGGGGGUUAUCCCAUCAGAGGGUGGCUCAUGACACCCUUCAGAAGCCCCACUGCCCAUAUGGAGAAAGUUUUUAACAAGCGGCACGCAAAAGCACGUGUUGUGGUAGAGCGGGCGUUUGGUAGACUAAAAUCCAGAUGGAGUUGCCUUACUAAAAGACUGCGAGUCAAGGAGGAGGACUUUACCCCCAUCACUGCGGCCUGUGUGGUGCUCCACAAUAUUUGUGAGGAAAAGGGACACCUGGCAGAGUCCCUGGGGGCAGGGGACAUUCCAUUAUUACCUGUACCCCCUCCAGAUGUCCUGUCUGAUCGUAGACACAAAACACGGGGUGAAAGGGUGCGGGCUGCAUUAAUGACUGUGGUGUGUAACGAGGAAUAA
Molecule: messenger RNA, 1287 nt
Organism: Gekko japonicus
Lineage: Eukaryota; Metazoa; Chordata; Lepidosauria; Squamata; Gekkonidae
Product: putative nuclease HARBI1
Exons: 2
Coding region: 1-1287 (428 amino acids)
Source: RefSeq, a predicted model, not a curated record